AGAAGAGACCUUAAGGGAAUAAGUAUGGUAAGCAGUGGCUCGGUAAAAGUUCAAUGGUCAUUGGAAUUUGGAGCUUGAUUAGAACCGGUGCGUUACGGUAUGAGUAUGGAAGCGCACUAUUAUUCAUGGGUCACCGGUUAACUUGUUGUCGUCAAACAUGGGUAGAACUUUAUGAUGGAGGUCUAGAAGAUUGGAAGAACUCCCCUCCCUCCGGUCAUUGCGGCUAUCAAAACAACGGUGCAGAUUUUUCCGAGGAGGAUUCCGGUUUGAAUAUCAAAAGUCGUGUAACCUUAGCUAGCUAUACCCCUACCAACCUACUUAAUGAGCCUGUUGUUACACACAGUACCACACAGCACAUUAGCGAGCGGGAGCCUGAAGACAUUGAAUUCGAUCCUUCACUUAACGCAUCGCAGCACACGUUAUUUUUUUCUGGUGUUACUCCGAAAUCACAAGGUAACAUAAUUGUCCUAACAACCGUUGUUUUAAAAUUUAGAUUUUAGUAGGCGCUUGACGACCAAAGCAGCGAUGAAAAUUUCUGAAAACUGUGGUACGAAGCGAUGGAGCUCAUGCAGUACUGUCUUUGUUGGGGACGGCUGUUUGGCUCGACCUGACGUAAACGAUAUGCUAUGGAGUGCGUCUGUUGCAAUCCGACUCCUUAUGAGCAGCGAUUUGAACAGAUAUUUUUCAAAGCAGUUACAUAAAGGUGACGCCUCUCACACAGCAGAGCAUCUGUGUUCAGAGUAUUUUCAGGACAUGUAUGAAGAUGUAUAUAAAACGUUCGAUGAACGUAUUUACCCUGUUGAGCACUCGGUGUGUGAUGAAAAUUCCAAAACUAGUGCUACGGGUGAUCGCGAAUAUCCUGAUGCUAGAACCAUACAGCAGUUUUUACGUGGCCUUUUCAGCACGGCAAUAUUAGGACCUGAGUGUGCAAUUGUUGCUCUUAUAUUCCUUGAACGACUUAUUGUGGGAGCUGAAGUGGCUAUGAUAUCAUGGACUUGGCGUCGUCAACUUUUGGCUUGCGUUCUUCUUGCCAGCAAGGUUUUAGACGACCAAGCUGUGUGGAAUAUUGAUUAUUGCCAAAUUCUGCGGGAUAUCCAUGUUGAAGACUUAAAUGCUUUAGAAAGGCAUACAUUGCGAUUACUACAGUUCAAUAUCAAUGUGCCAUUCGGUGUAUAUGCUAGAUACUAUUUUGACCUACUAACAGUUGGUGAAACAGCUGGAGUUGCAAAUCAAAUCAUCAGACGAAAACGUCUCACUCCUGAAAGGGCACGUAAUUUCCGUAUUCUUCCAAUUAAUCCAGAAAUCUCUGCCCUGGAUAAAACGGUUUACGAUAAAGGAUUUCUAUUUGACUUACCGUCUUCCGUGAAAUUAGAGGCUUUAAACAAUGAAAUAACAAACAGAAAAAACAGUAUAGUUACUAAAUCUACAAUAACGAAGGGGAAUAAAGGUAACACUCAAAAACAGUUUAAUAAAACUCCUUUUGUAAUUCGAAACCAAUCAACUACUAAUUGUAAUCAAUACAUCGAAAACUGUGAUCUCAUCUCUAUUCAUAAAUCGCUUCCUGCUGAUGUGACAAAUUAUCAGUCUUCCAAUGAUUUUAAUUCUAUGAACGACUCAUUAGGUCCCAUUCAGUUAGAUGAUGAGACUGAGUUUGUGAAUUCUACCUUCCCACCAUUUUUUAAUGUUAAUAAUCUUACAUCUCAGUCGAAACAGAUCAAAUUAAAGUGUGCUGAUAGAAUUCAAAAGAAUUCCUAUCAGUCUCAUCGACAAUUUCCUAUGAAUUGUCAGAAAAUGUCUGUCCAUUACCGAAAGUAUCAAUCUAACUCUCUUGGGGAACCUUCAGAUCGGCCUAAUUGUUCUCAAGACUGUAAUGCACCUUGUCCUUCAUUGUCUUCUACUGGAAGAGUUGACAAUGUAAAUGAUUCCCGUACUGGAACUGAAUUCAUACGAUCUUUAAUGGGUGGCGACGCUGCCUAUUCAUUAUUACGUGAUUCUGGAUUAUACUAAUGGAAUAGAUAUACAGUGAUUACUAAUAUUUGAUUUAACAUUGAUUAGCCUUUUUUCUCCUGAAUAGCAAAAUAAUAUCUGGUUAUUUCAGACUUUUAUGCAUUUACUUACAUAGUUGCUUUAGUCAUAAACUGUCGUUAAUUACUUUCUAGGAGUACAAAUAAUUUUUUUUUCUCAAAUCAUCGAUUUAUAUAAAGAUGUUUGCUUUCUUAAAUGACUUCUGCUCAGUAUUAUUAUUUUUUUUAAUUUUGUGCUUAAUUUUUAUUCCCCUAUUAAAUUGUUUUUAAUUUUUGUAAUUUGUAUCUUAUAUUUAUACCUAUUUUAUUUUGAAUCUAGUCUCCUGUGCUUGCCUCAUCCAUCCUCUCUCUCUUCCUGUAUGAAAGUAGUAUGGUGAUGUAUUCAGCACGACUAUCAUUUCACUUAUUAUUAUUACUAUUAUUAUUUUAUUGCAUCAACUAGUUUUCUUACCCUUUUUAGCUACUUGCAUUAUAGAUAUAUAUACUUCAUUCUGAGUCUCUUUCUUACAUAAGAUCAUUGCUACACGUUUGUGUUCUCCCUUAAUUUAAAUUCAUUCAUACGCUUAUAUCUUCAUAUAAUUCUAUUUGUUGUAUCUACAAUUGAUUGUUUUCAUGUAUCAUGUAAUCUUGUUAAGCAUAUGUGAUCUUGUUGCAUAAAAAUGCAAUGCUGCGAAAUAUUUUGUCUUAUUAAAAGAAGCAAUUCUCUUUAGCUUUUUGUGUGCGUUGGUGGCACAGCGGUUGGGACUCUCGCCGACCAUGCAUAUGAUCCGAGGUUCGAUCCCCUGCCGACGCACACCCGAUAUCAAUUGUUGGCCUGCAAAAUUUGGGCUACCGAUAUCUCAUGCUGAGUAUUCCGUACCUGUACCAAAAAUACUGUGUGGUUUCAAUCUAUAGUCAAAAUAAAAAUGAAAUAUAAAGAUUAACAGGCAUUAUAAAAGUUCAUGCAUUUAUUCCCCUUGAUAAAUUUGAAUAAAGCGAGAACAACAUUGAUUUGUGCAGAAUAACAUGGUACCAUCAUUUAUUUCGUUGGCUUCUCGUCAGCUGCUUACAGCCUAAAUAAA
Messenger RNA from Trichobilharzia regenti, 3085 nucleotides. The record is from the annotation of a GenBank genome assembly. NCBI's taxonomy places the organism in Eukaryota, Metazoa, Platyhelminthes, Trematoda, Strigeidida, Schistosomatidae.